This is a messenger RNA of Drosophila pseudoobscura, 1973 nucleotides long. RefSeq names its product mitochondrial sodium/calcium exchanger protein-like. NCBI's taxonomy places the organism in Eukaryota, Metazoa, Arthropoda, Insecta, Diptera, Drosophilidae. The transcript is spliced from 8 exons. Bases 105 to 1958 code for a protein of 617 amino acids. Gene Ontology annotation, molecular function: calcium:sodium antiporter activity. The record is from RefSeq and is a predicted model, not a curated record. Gene Ontology annotation, biological process: intracellular calcium ion homeostasis; transmembrane transport; monoatomic cation transport. Gene Ontology annotation, cellular component: membrane.
AUACGAGUAUAUGAAUAUUUGGCUUUUCUGUUUCAGUCACAACUGCAAUAAACUAUAUUUCAAUCUACAUACACAUCUACAAUCUGUAUACACAUCGCUUGGCAAUGAAUAAUUCACAAGGAACUGACCCGUUCGCCAUUCGAUAUGAUCAGAUGAGCUGCUUUGCCAUAAUGGAGUAUGCUUUUGAGGAACGAUGCGCGUUGGCCCACAAGGUGCACGAGUGCGACAUAGUCUCGACUUUGUCAAAUUAUUUCUCCCUUCUGUACUGCGAGCUGAAAAUACGACGCAGGAUAGAAGAGUUGAUCGCGCUAUUCUUUAUCUUGGUGUUAGUCCUUUCCCUGAUGGUCACUAUUUCCAAUGUCGUGGACUCUCAUUUCAGUCCCAUGCUGAAGAUUAUAGCGAUGAAGAUGGGCAUGAGUCAGUACAUAGCCGGGACUACGCUGGUCGCCUUGGGCAAUACCCUUCCGGAGGCAUUGGCAAACAUGAUGCCAGUGAGGUCCGAGGCCCCAAUGUACUCCAUAUCCAUUAGCAAUUCGUUGACUCUCAUCCUGGUAGGCGGCGGUGUGAUCUGCUACCUCAAACCCUUCAAGAUGAAUCCCCACAGCACCAUGAGGGAUCUCCUCUAUCUGAUACUGUCGUGUGAAGUCCUGACUUUCUUAUUGUUACGUCCCAAAACAAUUACACCUAGAGAUGGGAUUUAUCUGAUCAUUUUGUACGUCCUUUACUUGAUCCUAAUAUUUACCGAUCUAAUCGGGCAGCGAUUGACCAUUAAUUCGUUGCGAAGACAGAUUGAUGAAGCAUAUCAGAUGUCAGCAUCAGAGGAACGAAAUUACCAGAUAAGGAAAAUGGAGAACACUCUUAAGGAAUUGGAAAAAGAUCAUCGCAUAAGAAUUCAUCAAUACGGGAAUAAACGACGAAGUCUCUCUUGGAGAGGCUCCAGCGAGCAUCCAUCGAAAUCUAGCCGGAGGAUUUCAUUGGGAUUCGCCACAUCCUAUCCAACAGGAGCAAAUCCAGAAGUGGAUUUUGAGGAAACACGCACGGUACUGUAUUCGAGCAGUAAUUCGAGGAACCGAUUUCUCUUCUCAGAUUUCUUAGAGAACCUGAUGCCCAUAGAUUUGGAGCGAUGGCAAUUUGUCGGAUAUUUGCGGCGGAUCUUGAUGAUAUUAAAAGCACCUAUAAAACUCAUCUGUACAUUAUUUCUGCCCGUUGUGGACUACGAGAUCUACAGGCACGGCUGGUGCAAGCUGCUCAACUGCAUCCAGAUAAUCACUACCCCCUUAUUUGGGAUCACUCUGAUUCACUCAAUCAUGUUGAAUGAAUUCACUGGAUUUGUUAUUAUACCUCAAUUCGCAUAUGCCCGGUGGAGUCUUUGCAUCACAGUUCCCCUGGCUAUCAUUGUAUUCGUGCAUUCCCGAACCGAUAUACCACCCGUGUACCAUUCGAUGUUCCUUGGCUUGAAUGCCGGCGGUUGUCUGCUAAUAAUGGGGAUUUGUGCUGCCGAGCUGGAGAUCCUGUGCUGCAUUGCGGGACUGAUCGUCUACCUUUCCGAGGGCUUCGUCGCAGUCACCUUCCGAUCGAUGGCCGGUUCCAUCGAUGACACGAUUGUGGUUGUAUCUCUGGCCUUGGAGGGGUACGAACAACUGGCCCUGGGCGCUAUUCUUGGUGCCCCCAUCUUUAAUAUAUUGGUUAGCAUGGGAUUGGCUAUUCUGCUUCAGGAGACGGUCCGCCACGGCACUGCUUGGUUCCUCAUUGGAAAGCAUGGCAUGAACUGUUACAUCUUUUUGAAUGUGGCCGUCAUAUCCAUGUUGUUUUGGACCUUGACUUUCAACUACAUCGCGCGCCGCUCAGCUGGGGUAUUCUCAUUUCUUUUGUACUUAAUUUUUAUCAUUUUUGCCGCCUGCGUUGAGUGGAACGUGGUUCAUGAGUUCUCCAAAGAUCUUCAUGUGGAUCCAAAAUAAAAUCAAAAGGACCUA